CAUGAUGCUACUGUUGUUACUAGCGCUCGUAGUUUAUCUCGUCUAUCGGUGGAGUGUCGCGACAUUCGAUUACUUCGAAAAACGCGGAGUGCCUUUUGUGAAGCCACUACCCCUUGUCGGUAAUCUAUGGCCGGUGAUUAGAAGAAAGCAGCAUCCGGUGGAUGCGGCUAUACUUGGGUACGAGAAGUUUCCUCAGAAUCGGUUGUCAGGAAUGUUUCAGUUCCGUCGACCGGGCUAUCUGUUACACGAUCCAGAAUUAGUGAAGCUGAUAACGAUUAAGGAUUUCGAUCACUUUACGGACCACUCAAAUGUGGUACCGAUUGACGUGGAUCCGUUUUUGGGCCGGUCGCUCUUCUUCAUGGAAGGUCAACGAUGGAAAACCGCUAGAUCGGGAUUGAGUCCGGCGUUCACCGGCAGUAAAAUGCGGAAUAUGUGUUCUUUAUUGUCUAAAUAUGCGAAUGAGGCAACGCAGCGCCUGGUGAAAGAUGCUGGUGGCAGGAAGCUGGAGAAAGAAGUCCGGGAGAUGUUUCAAAAGUUUGGCAGUGAUGUUACUACUUCAAUCUCGUUCGGCAUAGAAGUGGAUUCGGUACACGACUCGAGUGACAUAUUUUAUCGAAUGGGUCAGCGAUUGACUCGAACUGGAGGACUUCAAGGCAUAAAAUUUUUCUUGAGUUUUAUACUACCAGUAUCAAUUUUUAAAGCACUGAAGAUUCGCUUCCACCCAAAAGACACAGUUGAUUUCUAUCUGAACACAACUACCGAGGCGAUUCAGCAAAGAGAACAACAUAAAGUUGUUCGUCCAGAUUUUAUCCACUUGCUUUUGCAAGCGCGGAAUAGCGAGUUGAAAGCGGAACAGGCCGAUGUUAAGUACAGUAGUGCCGGGUUUUCCACCGUCCAAGAACAUAUGAAAUCCUCAACCGCGGAAAGUAAUUACACCGACAUGGACAUCGCUGCGGCAACUGCUACCUUUUACUUUGGUGGAAUUGAAACUACGACCGUUUUACUCAGUUUCGCCAUUUAUGAGAUGGCGUUAAAUCCUUCGAUCCAAGAAAAACUACGCGCUGAAAUUGACAGCGUUUGGAGAGAGUUAGACAACAAGGAACUGUCGUACGAAGCUAUCCAGCAAAUGAAAUACCUAGACAUGGUGGUAUCUGAAACGCUACGGAAAUGGCCUCCCCUAGGGGUGACCAACAGACGCUGCGUGAAAUCAUACACCGUCGAAGACUACGAUGGAAACAAAGUUGUCAUCGAAGCAGGAACGCUGAUACAAAUUCCGAUAUUCGCAAUUCAUCGAGAUGGAAAGUAUUUCCCUGAACCACUGCGAUUCGAUCCGGAACGAUUUUCCGACCAGAAUCGAUCGCGCCUCAACCAGGACGCAUUUAUGCCGUUCGGGACUGGACCGAGAAACUGUAUCGCCUCGCGGUUGGCUCUGAUGCAGGCCAAGUGUUUCCUGUUCUACAUUUUGGCUAAUUUUGAGGUGGAGUUCUCCAGCAAAAUGAAGUUGCCUAUCGAAAUUGAUAAGACUUCGCUGGGUUUAAAGGCGGUGGGAGGAUUUUGGUUCAAUUUCAUACCGAAGAAUGCUAGUGAAAAUGUUGGUGACGGUGGUUUUAUAUAGUAUUAUUAUG
Molecule: messenger RNA, 1625 nt
Organism: Wyeomyia smithii (pitcher-plant mosquito)
Lineage: Eukaryota; Metazoa; Arthropoda; Insecta; Diptera; Culicidae
Product: probable cytochrome P450 9f2
Exons: 2
Coding region: 2-1615 (537 amino acids)
Molecular function (GO): oxidoreductase activity, acting on paired donors, with incorporation or reduction of molecular oxygen; iron ion binding; monooxygenase activity
Source: RefSeq, a predicted model, not a curated record